AUGGAGAGGGAGAGCAAGCAGCAGCAGCCAUGGAGGACCUGCGGCUUCACUUGGCCGCCGAGAUCCUACCCCUGCAGCUUCUGCAAGAGGGAGUUCAGGUCGGCGCAGGCCCUCGGCGGCCACAUGAACGUCCACAGGAGGGACAGGGCCAGGCUCAGGCACGGCUUGUCUCCUCCUCCGGCCGCCCCUAGCAGGGCGGCGGCGGCGGUGAUUCCCAACCUCAACUAUCCGCCACCGCAGUCCCAUCGUCAUCGCCCCACCACCACCUCAUCGUCAAUAAUGGCGGCGGUGAGCUUGGAGUUGGGGGUUGGAGUGGUGUGCAGCUGCGGCAGCACUAGUGCUGCAGCCACCACUAGUGCUACUCCAGUAGCUCCAGCCGGCCCCGAGGAGGAUGACGGCGGUCUCGACCUUGAGCUUAGGCUCGGCGUCUCUUCUUCUUGA
Messenger RNA from Setaria italica (foxtail millet), 441 nucleotides. Its product is annotated as transcriptional regulator SUPERMAN. Bases 1 to 441 code for a protein of 146 amino acids. The transcript has a single exon. The record is from RefSeq and is a predicted model, not a curated record. NCBI's taxonomy places the organism in Eukaryota, Viridiplantae, Streptophyta, Magnoliopsida, Poales, Poaceae.